This is a messenger RNA of Habropoda laboriosa, 1293 nucleotides long. RefSeq lists its product as uncharacterized. The transcript has 4 exons. Gene Ontology annotation, molecular function: carbohydrate binding. NCBI's taxonomy places the organism in Eukaryota, Metazoa, Arthropoda, Insecta, Hymenoptera, Apidae. Gene Ontology annotation, biological process: biological process involved in interspecies interaction between organisms. Gene Ontology annotation, cellular component: external side of plasma membrane. The record is from RefSeq and is a predicted model, not a curated record. Bases 1 to 1293 code for a protein of 430 amino acids.
AUGAAGAUCGCUCUGCUGCUGCUGCUUGUCGCGGCCUUCGCUUCAGCUCAAAGGAUCACAACUAUCCAGCUGGACGGUGUGCAAUACUUCGUGUCAAGGAUGAACCCGUACAGUCCCGAGCUGAAUUAUUUCCUGGCGUACCAAUACUGCCGCUCGCUGGGUCUUCAGUUAGCCUCUUUCGAGACUAAAGAAAAAGCCGACACGAUGACGCAGUACUUGAAGAACGCCGGCUACGUGAAGUACGACUUCUGGACAUCGGGCAACAAGUUGGGCACGGACAUGUUCCUGUGGAUGAGCACAGGUCUGCCGUUCAACGCCACCUUCGAUUACAUGUUGAGGCGACCUGGCAACAGACCCGUUGACGUUCCACCCGGCACCGAGCCUCAACGAGUGGCACGCGAAAGCGGCGACAGCGGCAGCGCCGAUGGAUGCGUCGCGAUGGCGGCGCCUACGCUAGCGUGGGAGGCACAGGACUGCACUCUGGUUAAGGACUUCAUCUGCGAGCAAACAAGAUGCUACUACUACAACUACGGCAGCAUUCCAGUCUCUGCGACUCAGGGAAAUCGCAGACCCUACAUAACAACCACCUCGGCGCCAGCCAGCGACGACCAGGUCGACGAGCACGUGGAAAGCAACGCCGAGAAAAUCGACGACGAGAACGAGAACAGCAGCAGCAUCGACGAGAAGGCAACACCGGAAGAGGAGGAGAGCUCUGUCGAUGAGAAGUCACCUGAAGACCCGGUCGUUAGCAGGCUGAUUACCACGGCCGUUCCCGCGUCUGACAAGCAACAGCAAGCCGUCCUAACACCGUCCACAAUAUCCCCCGUCAUCACCGAAGAUCACGAGCAACCAACCGACAACGCUGACAACCUGGAGGACAACGUCAGACCAGAUCAUCUUCCAGACAUCGCCAGCCUUUUCACCGAUCCUCCAGGACCGCAAGCAAGAAAGGACAACGUGUUCGAGGGUUUGCAAACACGCGAGAUUCAUCGUUCGUCUCUACGUUCCACCUCGGACAUGAAGGUCGAGCAUCGAGAGUCGCCGGACUACUUCGAGGUCCAAGGAGGAGAGACCGAGUCGCCGAACAAUGGAUUAGAAGAUGCUCACACUGUUGGUCCGUACGACAGCGCUCAGGAUUACUACGUGAACGACCAACCAGAGGCGGGUGAAUCGUUGAUGAUGAAGGAUCAAGACGACGACAGCAGCACGAUCCUGCCAGAGGCGGAACCGGCCCACAGGUACAAGAUCAAAGUGCGCACCAACGGCAAAGUAUUAGACCCUCCGUCCAAGUAA